Molecule: messenger RNA, 2100 nt
Organism: Girardinichthys multiradiatus
Lineage: Eukaryota; Metazoa; Chordata; Actinopteri; Cyprinodontiformes; Goodeidae
Gene: parvaa
Product: parvin, alpha a
Exons: 13
Coding region: 141-1259 (372 amino acids)
Biological process (GO): actin cytoskeleton organization; establishment or maintenance of cell polarity; substrate adhesion-dependent cell spreading
Cellular component (GO): cytoplasm; focal adhesion; actin cytoskeleton
Molecular function (GO): actin binding
Source: RefSeq, a predicted model, not a curated record
CCUCUGGUGAAAAUGUCUGGAAUUCCGUUUCCGCUUUAGGGAGGGGACGGUGAUUUUUUUUUUUUUAAUCACCAGACUUUCUACUCAACUUUAUUUUCCACGUCAGCUCAGAAAGCUGUCCCGGAUUAAUCUAAUCGACGAUGGCUUCUUCGCCUCAGAAGUCUCCGUCUUCUCCAAAAUCCCCGACGCCCAAGUCUCCGUCUUCCAGAAAGAAAGAUGACUCUUUUCUGGGAAAACUUGGUGGAACUUUGGCGAGGAGGAAAAAAGCUAAAGAAGUAUCUGAGCUUCAGGAGGAGGGGAUAAAUGCCAUUAAUCUUCCUCUCAGUCCUUCACACUAUGAGUUGGACCCUGAGGACACCAUGCUAGAGGAGAACGAGGUGCGUACCAUGGUGGACCCCAACUCCAAGAACGAUCGCAAACUGCAGGAGCUCAUAAAGGUGUUGAUCGACUGGAUAAAUGACGUCCUGGUGGGGGAGAGGAUCAUAGUAAAGGAUCUGGCUGAAGAUCUGUAUGAUGGACAAGUUCUCCAGAAGCUAUUUGAGAAGUUGGAAGGUGAGAAACUGAACGUCGCAGAGGUGACCCAAUCUGAGAUCGCCCAGAAGCAGAAGCUGCAGACUGUUUUGGAGCGCAUCAACGAAUCGCUCAAAUUGUCCUCCAGGAACAUACGCUGGAAUGUGGACUCGGUUCAUGCUAAGAGUAUAGUCGCCAUCCUGCACCUGCUGGUGGCGCUGUCGCAACACUUCAGAGCACCAAUCAGAUUGCCAGACCAUGUUUCUAUUCAAGUAGUGGUGGUUCAGAAGAGAGAGGGCAUCCUUCAGUCUAAGCAGAUCCAAGAAGAAAUCACUGGCAACACUGAGGCUUUCUCUGGCAGACAUGAGCGCGAUGCUUUUGACACCCUGUUCGACCACGCUCCAGAUAAGCUGAAUGUUGUCAAGAAGACUUUGAUCACUUUUGUGAACAAACACCUAAACAAGCUCAACCUAGAAGUGUCUGAACUGGACACCCAGUUUGCAGAUGGGGUUUAUCUGGUGUUGCUGAUGGGUCUGUUGGAAGGAUACUUCGUGCCACUCUACAACUUCUUCCUCACACCUGAGAAUUUUGACCAAAAGGUUCACAAUGUGUCGUUCUCCUUUGAGCUGAUGCAGGAUGGAGGUCUGGAGCGACCAAAGCCCCGACCUGAGGACAUUGUGAACUGUGACCUUAAAUCAACCCUGCGCGUCCUGUAUAACCUCUUCUCCAGGUACAGAAACGUGGACUGAGCACCAUACAUCACAAGUGGGAACAACAUUAUAACAACCACCACUUUAUCAGUGUUUUUGUCCUCUGUUUGUUUUAAGAAGCAAUUUUUUUUUAACUAAAUGCACGAAUCACAUUUAGUGUGCUUAAUAAAAAAAAAUCACACAAAUCUCUUUCUCUCCUGCAGAGACAUGCAGUUUUUUUUUAAAAAAAAAAACAAAAAACUUUUUUGUUGUAAUCUGCAGGAAAGUCUUACAGAUUUACAGAGCUAAAAUGCAUCCAGACGUGUUGUUAAAGCUUAGUUAAGUCUGAUGAUUUGCCACCCCAAAUUUAUAUCAUGGCUAGAUUUCAUAUUUUCUUAUGUUUUUUUUUUUUUUAUAUAAAGCAAAGAAAAAGAACAUAUUUGUGUAUUUAUUCUGCAUUUUGAUACCCUUCUUGAUUUUCCAGCUGUUGAAUUAUUUCAUCCGGCUUUUGUUUAUGUCCAUAUAAAUGCCUUUAUUUAAACCUGUGAACACUGUCAUGUCCCAAGGCUGGGAUGAAUGUGCUCCCAGUUGUCUUAAUGCUCCGGAUUUCCUUAAAAUAUUUGACCAAAGCUUUGCUGUAUUUGUAUUAAUAAACAUAAAGUUUUUGCUAAGCGGCCACCUGCUUUUUUGUAAUAUAUCAAUAAAAUGUGUUUUAUUUUUACUUGAGCAUCUAAAAAACAUUUAUACAUUUUCUAUUUUAAUUUAUGCAUCAAAUAUUAAGGACGAAGCCUUCUGCUAAAGCAGCUGAAUACAGUCCUAUGUUAUGGUUUGAACACACUCCCUGUCAUGUUUCUGUUUAUGUUCGAAUGCAUUACAUUCAAUAAAUAUUUCAGUGUUUGAA